Molecule: messenger RNA, 714 nt
Organism: Abrus precatorius (Indian licorice)
Lineage: Eukaryota; Viridiplantae; Streptophyta; Magnoliopsida; Fabales; Fabaceae
Exons: 1
Coding region: 1-714 (237 amino acids)
Biological process (GO): negative regulation of abscisic acid-activated signaling pathway
Source: RefSeq, a predicted model, not a curated record
AUGGUGAUUAAAGGAAAUGAGAAGGAUCCCAAGUCUGAACUACAUCACACUUCAAAUUCCAACACUCGAUUGCUACUAGAUUUCAUGAAGCUUUCCAAGGAUGAAACGGUUCGUGAACAAUCAAGUAAUGUAGUUGGUGAUAGUGAAAGUGUAGAUGAUGAGAAUACAAAGAUAGAGGCAAAAACUUUUUCAUGCAACUUUUGCAAGAGAGAGUUCUCUUCCUCACAAGCUUUAGGAGGGCACCAAAAUGCACAUAAACAAGAGCGUGCUUUGGCAAAACGUCGUCAAGGCCUUGAAGCUGGUGGGUUUGGGCACUUUCCCUGUUAUCCUUACCCAACCCUUUAUAACACUCAUUCCUAUUAUGGAGGACCCUAUAAUAGGGCACUUGGAGUCCGAAUGGACUCCAUGAUUCACAAGAAUUCUUGGGCUUCACAUGAAUUUAGGAAUGAUCAUAUUUGGUCAAGGAAAGGCCAGGAAAUACUUAAUUCUUCACUGUUUGAUCCAAUUUUGAAGAAGGAUGCAAGUCCAAGUUUAAGGGUAGAGGCUGAUAAUGGCACUAGAGAAACACUUUCCCUUUUUGAAAUUAUUGCUACCAAUUCAUCAAGCCAACUCAUAAACCCAACUCUAGCAAUCAAAGGUAGCGAUGAUCAUCCCAUACCAAAACAAACCUCCAAAGCAACAUCUUUCAAUCUUGAUUUGUCACUUAAGCUUUGA